AUGGCACCCAAGAGUGGGCGCAAGCCCACCACCAUAUCGGCCUGCUUGGCCCGAGCUGGCUUUCCACAGCAGUUAGAGGCCAGAGAAGCCGAACGGACCAUCGCUGAGGUCCGGCGAAUUGCAAAAUCCUGCAAAGCCCGUGUGCACUCAGAAGAACAGCUUCUGUCCCAGCUGUUGCGCCCUGUCGCAAACCUGCUAUUGGAAUUCGUUCCCAACUUUUCUUCGGCUGCAGCAUCGAGUCGUCUGCAAUUCUGGCGCGAUGCUGCCUCGGUUGCGCUUGGACGCACCAAGGCCGGUGCUGCAUACAAGCAAUGGCUGCAAACGGAUGCCAUCUUGAUAGCUGCAGAGCAUGACUUGCUUACAGAGACACUGGCGGUGCCAGCUGACAGGAAGCGGCCGUUGCAAGGAGACGCCGAAGGCGAGCUUGAGCCAGCAGCAAAGCGCCUGUGUGGCUCCUCCGGCCCCAGUGGCCGCGAUGCCGAGGCCUUACGCCGAAAGCAGGAGAUGGCAGAAACCGUCCGCAACUGCCAGGAGGAUCUGGAAGCGCUGCGCGCGACGCAGGCCAAAGAUCUUGAGAUCUUCCUGGAAAGGGAGGAGAGGAGCAUGGCGAGCCGUCGAGCUCGGUUUCACCAGACCCAGGCUGACCAAGUGGAUCAGAUGCAACGCCAGAACAUGCAAAUCAUCGCAGAUCUACGUGCGCAGCACUUGAAGGAGCUGUUUUCCCCGUGUUUGUGGAUCAGCUCUUUGGAGGUGCAGCCGUGGCAUGGUUUUUAUACACUGAGCACGGAAGAUUCCACGGACACUUCCCCCGUCUACUGCAAGUACAACUCCAGCACGCCUUGUCUCUACGCCGCCAAAGGGGAGUGGUGCUUCAGCAAGAACAGGGCCAACCUCUUGACCAAGACAGGUUGCGGCUUUGUGCGUAGCACAUGCACAGCGGACGCAGCUCCCAGUGUUUUGCUGGCGACCGGUUGGCGUCAACUUGGGGAGGACAGGGUGUGGUCCUCUAUUGAUCUGAGGAUAGAGGAGGUUAGGAAUUCCACGGUGGAGUUCGUCAUCGUGUCCCUUGCUGGGGAAGAGAUCCUGCGGAAGAGCUGCGUUCUCAGCGAGACGGUGCACCACUUGAGAAAGCAGUUGCAAGUAUCACGACAGAGUCACGACAACAUACAGCUGUGCCUUCAGAACACCCGGCUCCGAAAGUCCACGCCACUCGGCUGUCUCAGCCUGAGGCCCGGAGAGACUCUGCAGGCAGUCUUCGGACUCCGAUCCUGCAUUGCUUGCAAAACGCCGAUCACGGGCCCCCCCUCACGCUGUGGCAGCUGCGCUCGGACUGCAGCAGAGGGCGUCUCCUCCUUUCAGGUGGAUGCUAUGGUCCGCCAAGUAAGCCAGGACAGCGACGUCAAAGUGGGUCGCUUGAAGGGAAUGAUGGGCCAUGAGGCAUCUCGAGCCGCACCGGACCUGGACCUCUUGAAGGGGCAUCCCAGGCUGACAGUGCUGGUGGUGUUCCAUGAGGAAAGCCAGCCCAUUUGGGAGCAAGUAGUCUGCUUCCUCCACUACUUCCACCAGCAGUCCAAGAUCCUCGACAAAGCGAUCAUCGUGCUGUCCGGAGUACAUCCGCCUUCGAGCAUUUUGGAAGAGUGGGAGGACCAGAGUUGCUGCUUCCUUGUGGGGAAGCUGACCAACACCAAGAAUUUGAUGCACGCCGGGGUGGAGGCGGCCAGGAACGUCAUCAUCAUGGGCCGCAAGCGCCCAGAG
This is a messenger RNA of Symbiodinium sp. CCMP2456, 1755 nucleotides long. Lineage: Eukaryota; Dinophyceae; Suessiales; Symbiodiniaceae. The record is from the annotation of a GenBank genome assembly.